AAAUCUGAUUUUGAAAUCGACGCCAUCGAAAUCGAACCCCAAAUUCCACCUCCCCCCAUCUUAAACCUUCUCUUUCGUCGAUCGCUCUCCGAUCUGCCACCAGCGCCGCCCGAUCCGCCAUCGGCACCCGCCUUGCGCUCCUCGUCGUCUCCCUCCCGCCGUCUCCUCCCUGAAAAACAGCGAAGGAGAAGGUGGCGAGCGGCGAUGGAAACCCUAAUGGUGGAUAGCGUUCAGAACAGCCUUCGCCUCUUCAUGCACCGCAAUGCUAUUUUCUUCUGCGAACGCCUCUGCGCCGAGUUCCCUACCGAGCUCAAUUUGCAACUCCUGGCAACUUGCUACUUGCAAAAUGGAAAAGCAUAUUGUGCCUACCAAAUACUGAAAGGGACAAGCAUGCCACAUUCCCGCUACUUGUUUGCAAUGUCAUGUUUCCAGAUGAAUCUUCUACAAGAAGCUGAAGCAACACUAUGUCCAGCUAAUGAACCAAAUGCCGAGGUUCCAGAUGGAGCAGCUGGCCAUUACCUUCUUGGCCUCAUAUAUAGGUACAUAGGCAGACGAGGCGUUGCUAUUGAACACUUAAUGCAGGCUUUGGCCAUAGAUCCUCUGCUAUGGGCUGCAUAUGAUGAACUGUGUGUUCUGGGUGCUGUAGAAGACGCAAAUGAGUACUUUAGUGAUAUGGCUGCCCAACACAUUCAGAAGCAAUAUUUAUCUGAGUCAAAUUCACUUAAUUCGAGCAAUGGCAGUGAAUUCAAUAACGGAUCUUCUAAUAUGUCAGUGACCUUUGUGGAUUCAAUUCCAAGACAAUCAAAGCAACUUCUAGCGAAUAAUGCAAGAGAGAUAUCCUCUAUUCCACCAAGUUCUGCAAUUGCAAAAGUGCCAGCUAGUAACAGUGGGACUUCAAAUUUUUCACAAUUUAUCACUCCUCCAGCAGCAACUCAGCUCUCUGGAGUAGCUCCUCCACCUCUCUGUCGAAAUGUGCAUGUCUCCUUCAAUGUAGCCAACAAUGAUAUCGCUACAAAGUCCAAUAAUAUAGCAGUUCAAACACCUAGGAGGAAAUUGUUGGAUGAAGGGAAACUACGAAAGGUUUCAGGGAGAUUGUUCUCUGAUUCAGUGCCACGCCGUAGUACAAGACUGUCAGCAGAAGCAAUAGCUGUUGCGAGUUCAAAUGCUACUCAAAUAACUUCAAAUGGAAAUAGUCACACUUCUGCUAAGUUCCUAGGAGGAUUUUCUUCAUCGUCAUCAUCAUCAUCAAAAGUGAAUGCAGCAUCCUCACGUUCUUUGACAUUUAAGAAAGGACAUUCUUGGAUCUCUGAAAGUUUUGAUGAAGGGAGGCGAUCCGAAGAUUUUGAUGAUUCUCGGAUGGAGAAUAUGGCAACAACUUCCUCUUAUACAUCAAUGUCUGGUGAUGUUAGAUACCUUGAGCAAGGUAAGACAAUUGGAGAUUUGGCACAAGACUCAAGAUUGAUUAGUGGUGCUCAGGAGCUAUUGUGCUUACUGAGAACACUCGGAGAAGGCUACUGGCUUUCCUGUUCAUAUAGGUGUCAGGAGGCACUGGAAGUUUACUUGAAACUUUCAGAAAAGCAAUUUAAUACUGGAUGGGUGCUAUCCCAGGUGGGAAGACUACAUUUCGAACUGGUUGACUAUUAUGAGGCAGAUCACUUCUUUAGUUUGGCACGCCGUGUAUCCCCAUUCAUUCUGGAGGGAAUGGAUAUGUAUUCCACUGCUCUUUAUCAUAUGAAGGAGGAAAUGAAAUUGAGUUACCUUGCUCAAGAGCUUAUAUCAGUUGACAGAUUAUCUCCUCAAGCUUGGUGUGCGUUGGGCAACUGCUAUAGCAUGCAGAAAGAUUAUGAGACUGCACUGAAAAUUUUCCAACGUGCAGUGCAACUGGAUUCAAGAUUUGUGUACGCGCACACUCUUUGUGGUCAUGAGUACAUUGCUUUAGAGGAUUUUGAGAAUGGAAUAAAAUGCUACCAAAGUGCACUUCAAAUAGACCAGAGGCAUUAUAAUUCUUGGUAUGGACUUGGGGUGGUAUACCUACGGCAGGAGAAAUUUGAAUUUGCUGAACAUCACCUCCGAAAAGCAUACAAUAUAAAUCCACAGUCUUCGGUUCUCAUGUGUUACCUCGGGAUGGCACAACAUGCAUUGCAGAGGAAUGAAGAUGCACUGGAAAUGCUCGAAAGGGCAAUCGCUGCUGACAAGCAGAAUCCACUUCCUGUAUACCAGAAAGCCAACAUACUUAGUCUCGACCGCUUUGAUGAAGCACUAAAUGUGUUGGAGCAGCUUAAGGAGAGUGCGCCUCAUGAAAGCUGUGUGUACGCGCUGAUGGGUAAGAUCUACAAGCGACUUGAAGUGCACGAAAAGGCAAUGUUCUACUUUGGCCUUGCAUUGGAUUUGAAGCCUCCUGCUGCCGAUGUUGCCACCAUUAAGGCGGCAAUGGAGAAACUAUAUCUUCCCGAUGAAAUGGACGACAUCCUUUAGUUUAACUAGCUCUGAAGCGUAUACUUCCACUUGGGCAUCAGUUCCCCUGCUACGGCUCCUGGCGCUCUCGAGUUAGCAAGAAGGCUACUGCCCGUCUCAGACGUCGCAAGCAUGUCUUUCUCUUUCAUGAUUGUAACACUAGCACAGUUUUGUAGGCUCUUAGGCAUCCAUGGAAGACCAAGAGGAGGCGAGAACCUGAGAAAUCUGCCAUAUAGAGACGCAAUGGUACGAUAAGCCCCAGCCUCUGAAACCCAUGCUUGUUGAAUUAUUCGAUAACAUAGAGAAGGAUAUAAAAACGUAUCAUCAUCAUUUUUAAGGAGUAGCACAAAGCAGGUGGAUCUCUUGUAAUCAUCAAAUGGCUUGUUCACUAGUUGGAAUCUGUCAUUAACUCCUAAUGGGAAACUUGCUUUGUAUAUUACCUUGUCACACUGGAAUUGUGAUUUAAUUGAAACACAAAUUCGAUUUUAUUUAAAUAA
Zingiber officinale is the source of this 2951-nucleotide messenger RNA. RefSeq names its product cell division cycle protein 27 homolog B-like. Lineage: Eukaryota; Viridiplantae; Streptophyta; Magnoliopsida; Zingiberales; Zingiberaceae. Bases 205 to 2475 code for a protein of 756 amino acids. Gene Ontology annotation, molecular function: protein binding. The record is from RefSeq and is a predicted model, not a curated record. The transcript has 16 exons. Gene Ontology annotation, biological process: cell division.